AUGAAGUCCGUGUCUCCGUCUUUCAUUCUUCUUUCCCGACUGGAUUCCAUUCUCUUUGGCCCUCUCCCCAUUCUCACCUCCCCUCUCUCCCCAUUCUCACCUCCCCUCUCUCCCCAUUCUCACCUCCCCCUCUCCCAUUCUCCCCUCUCUAUAUAUUCCAUAAACCCUUUUUGUGCACCUCCCUCUCCCCAUUCUCACCUCCCUGUUCGUUGUCCCUCCCCAUCUCUCUUAAGAUGUCUCCCAUUUUUAAAACUCCCUCCUCUUUCUCUCUCUCCCAUUCUCACCUCCCUCUCUCUCUCUCUCCAUUCUCCUCUCCCAUUCUCUCUCUCCCCAUUGCUGUCUGUGGCCCUCUCUUUCUCUCCCCAUCCCCAAUGUCUCCAAAAAUUGACCUUUCCCCAUGAUAUUUCUCCAUUCCCCCCCCCUUCCAUUAAUUCCUCAUUUGCUCCCCUCCCCUUUUACUUCCUUCCUAUUACUGAAGAGUGUUUAUCAGCAUUCGACAGACUGUUGCCACUAAAUGACCGAUAUAUUUUGUGUCUCUCUCUCUCUCUCUCCAUCUCCAAAUUUUUAAUUUUUUCAACGUUUUCUUUGCGGUUCUCAAAUUCCUCAGAGAGAAAGAAGAAGAAAAGCUCUUUUCUCUCUCUCUCUCUUUUUUCUUUCUCUCUCAUCUUUUUUUUCUUUUCUCUCUCUCAUCUUUUUUCUUUCUCUCUCUUAUUUUUUUUUCUUUCUCUCUCAUCUUUUUUCUUUCUCUCACUCAUCUUUUUUUUCUUUCUCUCUCUCAUCUUUUUUUCUCUCUCUCAUCUUUUUUCUCUCUCUCAUCUUUUUUUCUCUCUCUCAUCUUUUUUUCUCUCUCUCAUCUUUUUUUCUCUCUCUCAUCUUUUUUUUCUCUCUCUCUCCUCUCUCUCCUCUCCUUUCUCUCUCCUCUCCUCUCUCUCCUCUCUCUCCCCUCUCCUCUCUCUCUCCUCUCUCCUCUCCUCUCUCUCUCCUCUCUCCUCUCCCUCUCUCUCUCUCUCCUUUCUCCUCUCCCUCUCCUUUUCUCCCUCUCCUCUCUCCUCUCCUUUUCUCCUCUCUCUCUCCUUUUCUCCUCUCUCUCUCCUUUUCUCCUCUCUCUCUCCUUUUCUCCUCUCUCUCUCCUUUUCUCCUCUCUCUCUCCUUUUCUCCUCUCUCUCCUCUCAUCUUUUCUCCUCUCUCUCCUCUCAUCUUUUCUCCUCUCUCUCUAUCUUCUCCUUAUUGUACUAA
This is a messenger RNA of Acanthosepion pharaonis, 1236 nucleotides long. The record is from the annotation of a GenBank genome assembly. NCBI's taxonomy places the organism in Eukaryota, Metazoa, Mollusca, Cephalopoda, Sepiida, Sepiidae.